This is a messenger RNA of Ipomoea triloba (trilobed morning glory), 4833 nucleotides long. RefSeq lists its product as uncharacterized. NCBI's taxonomy places the organism in Eukaryota, Viridiplantae, Streptophyta, Magnoliopsida, Solanales, Convolvulaceae. The record is from RefSeq and is a predicted model, not a curated record. The transcript has 11 exons. Gene Ontology annotation, molecular function: protein binding. Bases 128 to 4369 code for a protein of 1413 amino acids.
CUCUUAUUUUCUUCAUGCCCGAUUCCUUUCUUACAAAGCAAAGAUUUAAAUUACGGAAACUCUCGGAAAAAAACCCUAGUUACCCAUAUCGUCGGCAACUCAAAUUCCCAAUUGAUCGAUCAUUGCGAUGUCGCAUGCGGCGAUGGAUUUCAGAUCUCCGAUUACUCCAUCUGGCGUCUCUCCCGCAAUCCCUGUUUCGCAGACCAAUCUGGGGCAUCCGCCUGCAACUGGCAGUCUCAACCUUGCUUCUUCAACUAAUGGCGGAUUCAAUUGUUCGAAUGUUUCAGAAAAGGUGACCAGGAGUUCGAGGCCUAAGCCCAGGCUGGUGAAGAUUAGGAAACAGUCGAAAAUGUCCGAGUCUAUUGGGGAUGGUUUGGGGUUUGAUUCGUUUAAGCUGGAUCCUGAGAGCUUGUGUCGGGCUGAUCGUCCUGCUGCUGCUAGUACUCAUAAUGUGAAUGGAUCCUUUGUAUUUCGUGGUGGCAGUGAUGAUUCUGGAUCGGUCAUGAACCAGGGGAGUAAGGAGCGUAGUGAAAACGUAAAACAAAUGGGCGGCAAUACGUUUGGGAAUUUUCAUUUUGUUUUUAGUGGUAAUAAGAGUGACUCAAGUUCAGUGAAUGUGGAACCUGCGUUUGGAGCUAAUCAGAGUAAACCAAUAUCCGUUUCUAGUGCGGGAAUUGGCGGCACUGUACCUGAAGCUACCAGGAGUAGCUCGUUCUCAAAUUUGAAAUUCGAAAAUUUAGCAAAUUUACAUUCAAAUUUGGAGCAAAAAGUUUCUAACAAUGGUGAGCGACAUUCAGGUACCUUUGAGUUUGGGAAAUUUGGUGGUGUUGCUUCAGUUUUUACUGCUAAUGGAAGUGCUUUGCAACCUAAUAACUUGGUUUCUAAUGAGCAUAGCAAGUCCAUAAAUCCAAAUAAUAGUUUUGGUGCUAAUAUGAGCACUUCAGGAUUGGAUUUUAGUUUCAGUAAUGGGGAAUUUGGCUCAAAUCAGAAAUGUUCAUUGAAAAAUUUGAGUUCCGGAAAGAAAGAAUCUAGUGUAGGUGGUGGAACAUCUGUCCCUGAAAUGAAUGAGACUGCAGCCUUUGCUUUUGGAUCUGACUAUAGUUUUUCAACUAAAAAUGAUUUCACAGGUUUUGUUUUUGGUGCUAAUUUAAACAAUUCUUCAUCAUUUGCUAAUACAAAAGCAAAGGAACCUUUUGGAAAAUUUCAGGGGGGCAAAGCAGAUUCUGAAGUGGAGUCUCAGAAGGGAAGUUCUAGUAAAGUUUUUGUGUUUAGAGGAAAUAGUGAAAUAGGGAAUCUCAAGUGUGAGGAAAGUGGCAAGUUUGAUGAGGACAAGCAUAAUUCAAUGAAUAGUAAGAAUGCACAUAUUCAAGAUAAUCACAAGUUUGUUUUUAGUAGUCAGGGUGCUUUAGAUACUGAUUUUCAUAAGAGCAAUGUUUCUAAACUCUCUGAUGAGUUUAAUUCAAUGAGUUUUGGUGCUGAUAAUAAUUUAUGUGGUAAGCGACAUGAUAAUAUACAAAAUGUGUUUGUUUUUGGAAGUAACCAAACGACUUUUGGUUUUUCUACUGAAUGUGGAAGUGCUGGCAUGAAUUUCAACAAUCAGCAUAAGAAUAUGAAUUCAAGGGUACCAGGAAAUGAUGAUGCUGUUGGUAAGGUUGAAAAAACUAAUGUCACAGGUACUGGAAAGUCUUGUACAUCUGGUAUUGAUGGAAAGAGAGCUAGUUCUUUAGGAGUGAGUACUCAAAAUGUGGCUGAAUUGCUGGAUAAGAACACAGAGUUUGUUAAUUGCAGUGAACAAAUAAAUUCCUGGAGAUCUUCUGCUGGAAUAUAUGGGAAGGAGAAUAAGCCAAUUAAUUUAAAUGACAAAAUUUCUGAUGGGAGCCAAUUUUGUUUCCAACGUGACAAUGGUGUUGACAGAAAUGCUUUUUCCAUACCAUCAUUUUCACCUGAGGGUACUGGUAUCCAGCUAGAUGGCAGUUCCGCUGUAUCACCUUCUGUCAGUAAAGAUGAAAAGAAUGAUGAAGCUAGCUUUACAAGCUUGCCAUUUGGUAUAGGGAACAUCUUUACAGAGUUCAAGGCAUCCAGUUCAAGUGAAGCCUUUUCUUUUAAUGUUGAUUUAUUUUCUGGCUCAAGCAAGAAGAUUGUUUAUGAAAGCAGUAAAUCUGUGAGGGAUAAAAUGUCAAAAAAGAAGAAGACAUUGAGGCAACGUAACCUGAUGAAAAAGCAGGUUGAGCCCCAAAAUAACGAGUCUCCUGACUGUGCUUCACCCAUGGAUUUUUCACCAUAUCAGGAUACUAACUCUGCACCAUUUGCUGAAACCUCUGUAGCUAAGAAGAAAUGUCCAGGGCCUAGUGACAAUAAUCUUGAUGUUGACUCAGGGAAUCACUUGGGUGAUCAGAAAAAUGAUGCUUUCUCCACUGUGCCAUCUUCAGUAGAUGGAUUAUCAAGAAUAAGGCGCCAGUACAGGAAAAAGUAUAAGACAAAGGUUUGUAAUAGAUCAAACCAAAUCAAUCAACAAAAACCCGUCUCUGCUUCUCCUGCUUUCCAAUUUCCCCCCCUGGGUAAUAAUCAUUCAUCUGAGGUCCAAAGGGGGGCUACUUCUAGUGCUCAAGAAAAUGGGGUUCAUCUAUUCAAUACUGAUGAGGGGAAUGCCAAGCAAGAAAUUCCUGAGUAUGAAGCAUGUGAGAGAUGGCGAAUCAGGGGAAACCAAGUUUAUAAGGGUGGUGAUCUAUACAAAGCUGAGGAUUUCUAUGGCAAGGGCAUAAAAUCUGUUUCACAGUCAAACAUUCCGGAGUGCUGCAUUAAGCCUCUGUUGUUAUGCUAUAGCAAUCGUGCUGCGACCCGGAUGUCACUUUGUAGGAUGAGGGAAGCAAUCAAUGACUGUGCAAAUGCAGCUGCUCUAGACCCUACUUUUCUCAAAGUAAAGCUAAGAGCUGGAAAUUGUUACCUGUUACUGGGAGAAGUGCAAGAAGCAGUGCAGUAUUACAACAGCUGCUUGGAAUCAAGAGAUGUAUGCUUGGAUAGGAGAAUUACUAUUGAAGCUGCAGAGGGUCUGCAAAAGGCAGAGAAAGUGGCUGAGAAUUUGCGUCAGUCUGCUGAACUCUUGCAACAGAAAACUUUUGAUGCUGCAAGAAGUGCUCUGGAAAUUAUUGCUAAGGCAUUGUCUAUAAGCUGCUAUUCAGAAAAGUUACUUGAAAUGAAAGGAGAGGGUCUAUGCAAGUUGCGGAUGUAUGAUGAGGCAAUUAAGCUGUGUGAGCAGACUCUUGAUUUUGCUGAAAAGAACUUUGCUUACCAUAACAUGGAAAACAUGAAUAAUUCUGUAAAGCUGUGGAGAUGGCGCAUUAUGUCAAAAUCCUACUAUCAUCUUGGGAAGCUUGAGGCAGCUCUUCAUCUGAUUGAGAAACAAGAGCAAGUAUUCGUCAAGGAUGGUUGUGGAAACAGUUCUCAGGAGUCAUCAAUUCCUUUAGGCACUACUAUACGUGAACUUUUAACCCGGAAGAAAGCAGGAAAUGAAGCUUUCCAAUCUGGAAAGUUUGCAGAAGCACUGGAUCAUUAUAAUACUGCUAUAUCAUGCAGUGUUGAAUCACUGCCUUUUGCAGCCAUCUGUUUCUGCAACCGUGCUGCAGCCCAUCAAAGUUUGGGACAAAUUAUUGAUGCUAUUGCUGAUUGCAGUGUAGCCAUGGCUCUAGACGAAAAUUACACAAAGGCAGCAUCAAGGAGGGCUACUUUGCAUGAGAUGAUUAGAGACUAUGAGCAUGCAGUUACUGAUCUUCAGAGGCUUAUAUCCCUGCUAGAAAAUCAAGAACAAGAAAUGGAUCAUCAAGCUGGAUCACAAGAUAGAUCUAAUGGCAGUAAUUUGAAAGAAUUAAGAAAAGCUCGCCAGCGUCUCUCCUCAGUUGAAGAGAAAGCAAAAAGUGAAAUUCCCUUGGAUCUUUAUCUCAUAUUGGGAAUCAAAGCAUCUGAUCCUGAAUCCGACAUCAAGAAGGCAUACAAGAAAGCAGCCUUAAAGCAUCAUCCUGACAAGGCUGCUCAGUUUUUGGCAAGAAGUGAGAGCAUGGAUGAUGGACAGUUGUGGAAGGAUACCUGUGAGAAAGUUCAGAAGGAUGCUGACCGUCUUUUCAAGAUGAUUGGGGAAGCAUAUGCUGUUCUCUCAGAUUCUGACAAGCGCUCAAAGUACAAUUAUGAAGAAGAAAUCAGGGCUGCCCGCAAACAAAACAAAUGUAACUAUACCCGUGACAGAUCAUCUGAUUCUAACAACUCUCCUUCUCAGAGAUGGUCAGAGUUUUACAGUCCGCAAUUUCGACGAAGCAGUAGUAGGCGCUAUGGGCAAGAGUCGUGGAGAACACAUGGAAAUUCUCAUUCCGAUUGGUAAAAGGAGUUUGCUGCAGGGUUUCUGGUGUUCGCUUGGCUGGGAUCAAGGUUGAGUGAGAUAGCUAGUUCGGGUAAAAUCUUGGAGCCUUAGAGAUAUGGCCUGGCUCAGCCCAGAUAUGAAUAACCUGCCUGGGAAUUUGGUUUCAUGGAGACCAACACUUUGAAGGACAUUAACUAUGUUGAAAGUGGAAAGCUAUGGGUGGAGCCGGAGUCCAGUUCAAUGCUGCUAACCAAGACGGUUGGCCUGCCUGAUUGGACUAUUAGUGCUGUGAGCUAGCUCUAUACUUAUUGUUAAUAUUAAUUAAAUCAUAGUGAUUAGUGGAAAUCAAAAUUCAAAAGUGAGCUAGGACGCUGCCCGCCCUUCUGGAUAUGUUAUGUAUUUCCUUCUGUGAAUGUGAUUAGUACGUAGUACUAGAAUGAAUGAGAUGAAAUCUUUUUAUUACUGCAGUAAAUUUUACUUUGGUA